This is a messenger RNA of Drosophila mojavensis, 1434 nucleotides long. RefSeq lists its product as uncharacterized. Gene Ontology annotation, biological process: developmental process; regulation of transcription by RNA polymerase II. The record is from RefSeq and is a predicted model, not a curated record. Lineage: Eukaryota; Metazoa; Arthropoda; Insecta; Diptera; Drosophilidae. Bases 438 to 1295 code for a protein of 285 amino acids. Gene Ontology annotation, molecular function: DNA-binding transcription factor activity, RNA polymerase II-specific; RNA polymerase II transcription regulatory region sequence-specific DNA binding; protein dimerization activity. The transcript is spliced from 5 exons.
AUACCACCAUCGACGGCUGUCUACUUCUGGGGGUCUACCUCCCACACUGUUUUCAGAAAAACAUGGCGGCUGCCUGCUGUGAGCAAUAUAAUGGCAAAAUGUCAAAAACAGCUUCCGACAAGCAAUUGCCUUGUGCGAAAACACCCUGUAGUACUUGACAAGCUCCGCCCCUCAGAAGCCACGGCGAAUAGUUGCAAGGACAUUUAGGGGUUGAUGAGUACACACAUGCAAACAGGCACACAGACGAAGCAGCAGAGCUGCGGUAUUUCCAAUUGGAUCGACGAUGCUAUAAAAGGCUCUGAAUUCCCUGGAGAUGCUCUCAUUACACAUUUAAACUUAUUGGACAUCGCCCGCGCGUAUAUUAGGUUUAAGCUUAAGGUGUAAUAAAUUAAUUAGAUUUUACAAAAUCAAUAAAUUGAAUAAAGAAGUUAACUAAAAUGUCACGGAAUCAAUUGCCAGAUUCAUCCUCAUCACCUCCUAUAAGCCAUUUACCAUAUCACAAUUUUGACGAUGAUUUAAUCAAUGAGCUGCCAUCCUGCAUAUAUGCGGGUCAACAUCAGAGUGGGGUCGGUGCAGCUAGCGGCGGAAGCUCCGGUUUGCGUCUUAAUUCCAGCAAUUUGAGACAUAUUCAACAGCAUUAUUUGCAUCAGGGCAAUGAAAACAUGCUUGAUUCAUCUACAAAUUCUAAUAAUCUGGUGUCUCUGAACUCAAAUAAUGCCACACCAAUGAUGUGCAAUAGUCCAACGGCGACCAGUAGCGGCGGUGGGGGUAAUGGAGUUGCAAGCGGUGGCGGGGGCGGAGGCGGAGGUGGUCCAGGACCUAGCACAGCAGGAGGAGCCUCGAGUGGAAGCUAUGGUGCAGCCGCUGCGUCCAGUUACAAAAUCCAACGGCAACAAGCAAAUGUGCGGGAAAGGAAACGCAUCCAGAGGUCCGCACCAACUGGGUACACUAAAUGUAGUAUAAAUUCCGCAUUUGAUGAGUUGAGGGUCCAUGUGCCCACAUUUCCCUAUGAGAAACGUCUGAGCAAAAUCGAUACCUUGCGCUUGGCCAUCGCCUACAUAUCACUACUGCGUGAGGUGCUCCAAACUGAUUACGAUCCACUGACCUAUGUGGAGAAAUGUCUACGCGGCGAAAUCAAAGCCGACCGAGCCAAUUGGAAUACAAGUGAUCUAACGGCACGCCUCUCCUGGAUCAAUUGGGAGAAUCUGGGCGUCCAUCCAGGACGACGCACCCUCCUCACAUCGCUAGCAUUGUCUUCGGAGCCAAUGUGCGGUGCACAUUGUGGUAUGCCAUAAGCUUACUGCGAUUCGUUAAAAUAAGCAAUUUGUUUUUGCCAACAAAUUUUUGUUAUUCAAGGAAUAUUGAAAAUAUUCCCAUUGGAUCUCGAGCAGAAAGUUAGUGAUUCUGGACUUACUUAAAAUAUAUAUAUAUUAA